UAGGCGUUAAGAGUCAGCACGCUCAGUAUAUUCCAACUAUACUGUGACCGUAAAUUGUAUAGGCAAUGGCAAAUAUCAGCACGCAUUUGUCAAACUUUCCAACGGUUUUUUUAGCGCUAGAGUCGGAAAGCAUUCGGUCAAGACGCAAAGAAGACUUUGUGGCUAUUUAAACCUCUAAAAUGGAGCGCUUUCAAGUCCGCUGAGAAGGAAAAAAGAAAUGGGAGCCAGCGCAUCAUUAUCAAUCUGUAGUGACUCAACUUCUGUGACAGUCAAUAGACACAAUGCUAAGGUCAGCCCUGAACCAUCUGCUCCAAGUCUAGACCCUGAGGCCAGACCUGUGUUUGGUGUUGCCUUGGAAAGGUUGAGGGAAGAUGGCCAGCUGGUCUGCGGCGUUCCCCUCGUGUUGAGACUAAUGGUGGAGUUCCUAGAUAGGGAAGGAGUACACCAGAGGGGUCUGUUCCGUCUGUCUCCUUCCUUGGUCCGAACCAGGCAACUAAGGCAGCGGUGGGACCAUGGAGAGAGGAUAGACCUGCAGCAGGAGGCAGACGUUAACACGGUUGCCUCCCUCCUUAAGCUCUUCCUUAGAGAGUUGCCCACCCCCGUUGUUCCUGAGCCCCAGCGCAAAGAGUUGGUCCGAAGCCUCACAGAAAAUAUAGACACAGUAGAGCUGAAUCAGUCUCUGAGGGAAAAUCUUGGCCAUCUCCCUGUUGAAAACCUCAGCAUCUUGUCUUACCUCAUCCACUUCCUGUCCAGAGUGGCCGCUCACAGCCAAUCAAAUGACAUGCCAGUGGAGAACCUGGCAACGGUCUUUGGGCCCUGCAUAUUCUGUAUUCCAGCGGGACCAAGAAUGGUGGCAGAGCAGAAAGUGUGUAAUUCCCUUUUCCUCCACCUCCUCCGUGAUCAGUCAGUGCUCUUUAAGCCUCCCCAUAAGGUUUUUCAUGUGCUCCCUCCUCAAGACACAACGGCCACUACCCCACCCUCAUCACCCCCUCCCCCUGCUACCCCACCCUCAUCACCCCCUCCCCCUGCUCUGUCUGCUCUCUCCGAGUUACAGACCCCUCCCAGCAGCUGUUGCUCAGAGAAACGGAGUGUGGACAGACUGGAAGGAGAGAGCACUGCCACGCUCUCAUCCACCAAUGCCAUUACCAAUACAUGGACACACUCUCACCUAAACAGGGCAGGCAGGGGGAGCCCCAUACCCACCCACCCUUGCCAUAAGGGUGAGGCCUGCCGCACCUUCGCCAGCUCGGCUACUUGCAUGGGCGGACAGGGCCCCUUGCCAGCACCCGUGGACAGCCAGACAUGCGGUCACCCCACUGCCCCCUGCACCCCCAGCACCCAUCACAGAAAAGCCAUCAAGUGGGAGCUGGGUGUGGCUGCUCCGCAGCUCACACCCAUGAUGACAAGUCGCCACCCAGGAGUCCUGCAAAGCACCUGGCCGCACUCGCCACAGCCCUGCCGGUACGCAGCAGGAAGGACACCACCCAGCACCGAGGACAAAGUGAUACACCUGGGGAAGCUGAAGGACCGUGAGCUGCAGGAUGUUUUCCUGUCUGCUCUGCUUCAGCAUCCACGACACCAACCAUGGAGCUGCCAUUCUCCAAGAGUGAGCACAGGAGGAAGAGGAGGAAGAUCAGAUUCUCUCAGGCAACACAAUGACUGCGAAGGCAGGAACAAUGGCAUUGACAGCCCCUCACUCAAGCUGCAAGCGCUGGAGGCUGAACUGGGUCCACCACCACCUCAAUUGGUGGAGCCGCACACACAGGAAAACCAAUCUGUCCAGCAGCAUUCCUUCCCUGCUGGAGACUCUAACAUGCCUCUUUCCUCCACCCUGCCUCUCCAUUCUCCACCCCCCACACAGUUUCAUGGAAAUUAUACCAUCAUGACAUCACAGCCUGUCCAACAGGAAAUUGCCUCUUUGAGGGGUCUGGGAGUAGAGACUGAUUCAAGCCCGCCAAGAUCUAUUGUAGGCCUCAGCCCCAACCCAGACCCUCACCCCAAUGCUAGUCCCCUCCUCCAACUUAUUGCUGCGAGCGAUGGCCCAGUUCCUUCACCACGCUGCCCCAGCCUCAGCCACAGUCUGCGUGACCAAUUAGACCCCGAUGUCGCCCCCUCCCCACCCUGCUCACAGCACAUCAGGAUGGCAAGAUGCAGUGCACGUUCAGAGCUGGAGGAUGGAGCCAGGGAGUUUGUGUCCAUUUCUAUGCUCAACAGACACAUCCACACCCUGAGGAAGAGGAUCAAACGCUUUGAGGAGUGCUUUGAGCAGGAGAGGCACUACAAGCCUGCCCAUAACGAUAAGACAGCUCAUCCGGAGGUGGCGAGACUCAUGAAGGAGCUGAGCAAGAGCCGCAAGCAGCUCAAAGAGCUGAAGCUGAGGCAGUCCACAGAGGUUGGGCUUAAAGAGCACAGAGGCCCGAACUCCACAGACGAGCAAUACAGGAGCAAAAAGGACCAGCAGGGGGCUUUACUGACACGGACAGAGCUGCAGCAGCUCAACAACAGCAGCAGCAACACAAGGCCCAGUCUGGAGGAGACCGUCCAGACUCUGACUGCUCGACUGAAGGACCGACACCAAGAACUGGGCUUGCCUGACAGCAUCAAGGAGAUGUCCCAGUCCCAGAUGGCUCUGGAGAAGACCAGCCUGCAGAAGUGUUUGUUGUACUUUGAGAGUGUGCAUGGGCGACCGAGUUCUAGACAGGAGCGAACUCUGAUGAAGCCUUUCUACGACCGUUACCGUCUUCUUAAACAGCUUCUGUUUACCUUCGCCCCUGCCCCGGUCAUCCCCACCAUAGAGGAAGAGGAAGGUUCUGAUGAGGAGUGCAUGAAAGAGAAAGCUCCCAGUCAACAGCCACACACUGGCAAAUCUCCCAGGUAUGUGUCCUCAGAUGAGUCGCUGAGCCUGCCUGUUCAAGACUUGCCUGAAACGCCCCUGGUGUCGCCACUGGAAGAGGUCAAAGAAUUCCAGCCCCAGGUUGUCACCAUGGCAAAGCUGCACCAAGCCUCCAGGCCCGAGUUGCUGGAUCACCUCCGGAUGACAAGACUAGAGAAACGGAGGCUCCACCAAGCACUCAGAGAGUUUGAGGACAACUUCUACGCUCAGACUGGAAGGACUUGUCAAAAGGAGGACCGUGGACCAAUGGCGGAGGAGUAUUGCCAGUACAAGAACGUCAAAGCUAAGCUCCGCCUUCUGGAAGCCCUGCUCAGUAAACAACAGGACUCAACCAAGACCGGUUGAGAUUCGCUCACAGUGGGACUUUUUAUUCUUGAAAACAGCGCUUGUAUAUGUCCUACUGGGGAAAAGACUCGGCGAAACGUUCGGGUUGAGGAGCCGCGGGCUCCAGUCUCGUCUCAUGCCGUGCUCCUCCGUGUCAGUGCACUUUAAAUGUCAGUGGCUCUCAACGUGGAAUGAGGGCAAGGUGACAAUGCUCCGGAAGAAAUGACAGGCAGCAGCGGAUAUUUUAGUCCCUAAAACACAUCCCUCAUCACUCAUGAAAUAGUGAAAUGUCUUGUUAUGAACUUGAUGUAGCAAGUGCAAAGUCGAUGUAGCGCUAGUUUAUGUCAAGUGAGGAGACAAAACUAAGAUGUGCUCUGAUAGCCCUGUCCAUGUUAGUUACACGUUAGCAAGGUCUAAGCUUAUGUAUAUUAUGGCACUUUAACAGCUACUUCCUUUUUUCCCCCUUUCCAAAACACUGUUUAUGUACAAUAUGGUAAUUAGUUGUUGUGUAAAUGCUGCAUUUUUUUUUUUGAUACAGUCAGUGCUACCUUGGCAGGAAGGAUGUCCUCUUAAAUAAUACACAAUCAGACAAUCCUGGUAAAUGUUUGUGCAUGUCAAUUGUUUUUUUUUAGUCCUACAUUGUGCUAUGAUAUGCAAUAGGAAUUUCAUAGUUGAUAUGAAUUGUGACAAUUCAAGUUACGCGUAUACCUGGCAAAAAAAAAAAAAAGCGUUGCGAACGUUGACAUAGUAGUGCAAGUUAUAUCUGCAACUAAAUCUGUGUUCACCGCCCCGUUUUGCUUUACACAACCUUAACCCCUCCCCCUAAAUGCCAUUGUUGACGAUGAUCAGAGCUUUUGACAUUGUGCACUUCUGGUUUAUAUAUAUUUUUAUAUAGAUAUAUAUCAAUAAAAAAUAAAUAUUUUUUCAC
Lampris incognitus (smalleye Pacific opah) is the source of this 4145-nucleotide messenger RNA. RefSeq names its product protein FAM13A-like. The transcript is spliced from 19 exons. Bases 218 to 3238 code for a protein of 1006 amino acids. NCBI's taxonomy places the organism in Eukaryota, Metazoa, Chordata, Actinopteri, Lampriformes, Lampridae. Gene Ontology annotation, biological process: signal transduction. The record is from RefSeq and is a predicted model, not a curated record.